CCUUUAAAGGUACUUUAGCUUCUAGUAAUGAUAGAUCUCUUGAAAACGAAAAUUCAAGUGAAUCAAAAGAAGUUAAGUUAGCACCCAUCGAUUCUGUUGAAGGAAAAAUGUUUAUUGGUGGUCUUGCUCCUUAUACUAAUGAAGCCAUUUUGAAGCAUGCUUUCGAAAAGUUUGGAGAAGUCAAUGAAUGUAUGGUGUUACGGGAACCGAUUACUAGGAAGCCUCGGGGCUUUGGAUUUAUAACUUUUAAGAAUCCCGAAAGUAUAGAAAAGGUUAUGCGUGCAAGUCGUAUUAUGGUAGAUGGCAGAGCGGUGGAUGCAAAACCGGCUGUUCCUAGACAAGAAGUGAACGCUGUCAAUGCGCAGAAGCACAAGAGAACUAAAAAAAUUUUUGUUGGCGGCCUUGCAGCGACCACUACAGAACUCCAGUUAAAAGAUCAUUUUUCUAAAUUUGGAGAUGUUCAGGAAGUGAUGAUCAUGUACGAUAGUUUUACGAAACGCUCUCGCGGAUUUGGAUUUGUCACGUUUCACAAAGAAGACGCCGUCGAGGCAGUCAUGAAGGAAGGCGGCGGCUGGCACCACGUGGAUGGCAAAGAGGUAGAAGUAAAGAGAGCCGUUCCCAAAACGCCGUUUCCUUCUCGCUUUCGAGAUGCGAGUCGAGCAGGGGACGUUGUGGGCGUGCGGGGUCGAACUGGAUUUAUGGAUCAUCGCACGAGAUCGCUGCGGCACGAACCCUAUUUGCGCCCUGUCGAUUUACGACGGGAUUAUCGGCUUUAUGAAAAUUACUUCUCCAGUUACGCUGAAUUUCCUUUAGAUUAUUACUACGGCUACCCCGCGGGGAGCAUUUACUAUGCAGAUCCUGAAAGAGGUUAUCCGUUUCUUCCGUGGGACGGCUAUAUGUAUUAAGUUUGCUUUAUAAAUACCCCAUAUUUAUUGUUAAACUGCUUUGGAAUGGGUUUAAAGA
Zophobas morio is the source of this 963-nucleotide messenger RNA. Its product is annotated as RNA-binding protein Musashi homolog 1-like. NCBI's taxonomy places the organism in Eukaryota, Metazoa, Arthropoda, Insecta, Coleoptera, Tenebrionidae. Gene Ontology annotation, biological process: regulation of translation. Gene Ontology annotation, molecular function: mRNA binding. The record is from RefSeq and is a predicted model, not a curated record. Bases 108 to 905 code for a protein of 265 amino acids. The transcript has 12 exons.